ACUUUCUGUCUGGUCGUUAUCACACGCAGUUCAUGAGCAAAUGUGUUCGUACCACAGAACUGUUGGAUCGCACACGUUUCGUGAUUGAGACCCAAUGAGUCCUCUUGGGGACAAUGGCCUGAUCUGAUCCCCACUCCAGCACAGUAGGUGGCACCUUACUUACACAAUAGCUGCCAUGAAUCCCACCGAAGAAGAAUACGAUAUACAUAGUUGGAUUUCUUACUGCUGUACUGGUGGGCUUAGAUAGGAGGCAAUGUCGUUUUUGCCGUGUUCUGAGGUUUGCCUGUUCACGCCUCCGCUUUGUGUUGGUAACCAGCAACAAGGGUAACACAACAAGGACCGUAAAUUUGGACAUAGCUAGCUCUGUAAUGUUGAUGGAUAGUCAUACCCUCAAAUGGAAGAACAGCUGGUCUGGAAACAUUAAAGAUUAGAAAACAUACUAAGAUUACAAUAUAGUCGUGAUACCAGUUGACAUGCACACGCCAUGCCAUGUAUUCGACCCGAGUUUCAAAUUAAUAUCAUGCAAUUAUCAAUUUAAUUGACUUUAUAUGGAACUAUCUAGGUGGCAGCUAACGCUAGCCAGCUAGCUAAUUCGUCAACAAGAUCGUGCAGGCCGCGGAAACUCCUCGAGCUGGAGUACAAAUUAACGGUUCAGUAUAUCGCGGAUACAGGCUCUGGGGUCCACUGAAGCUUUGUAAAACGGUCUGGAUUGUUCAUGUCUGGAAAGCGGGAUUGAUAUGCCACUGCUUGGUUAAAGACGUGGGCUAUGAAGACACGGAAAAUAAAAGGUUCCAAGCUCGUGAGACGGAGACAGAGUGUGUGACUCCUUCACAUCUCUCUCUCCCUCCUUCUCUGGCAGAGGAAAGAGAUGGCGGCCUUCCUACCUGCCCUACUGAUGCCACUGUUGUUAGCCUGGGUGCCUCAGAGCUGGGCAGGGGACUGUAAAGGCCACAGGCAGGUCCUGAGGGGGCCCCCUGGACAUGUCACCGACGGAAUGGGCAACUACUCUGUGAAUGGGAAUUGCGAGUGGCUUAUCAAGGCCCCAAGCAGUAGUUACAGUAUUGUCCUAAACUUCACCUUCAUGGAGACAGAGUGCACAUAUGAUUACCUGUUUGUGUAUGAUGGAGACUCCUACGACAGCCCCUUGCUGGCCAGUCUGACUGGUACCACACUGCCACAGCCCAUAGAGGCCAAGUCUGGCAAGAUGCUGCUGCACCUCUUCAGCGAUGCCAACUACAACCUUCUGGGCUUCAAUGCCACCUACUCCUUCUCGGUGUGCCCCGGGGCCUGUGGGGGUCACGGCCGGUGCGACCAUGCCUUGGCCCGCUGCCUGUGUCACCCAGGCUGGGGCGGCCGUGGCUGCGCCACCCCCCUGUGCUCCCAGGCUUGCGUCCUGCAUGGCGUCUGUGACACGACUGGGGAACGUUGUCUCUGCACCUCUGGCUUUGUGGGGCAGAGCUGCCAGCUGGGUCUCCGUGACGACAGUGGGGCGGGGCAGUGGUGGGAGGUGAGUGGGGGCGAUGACCAGAUGGCCCCUCGUACCGCUGCCGCAGGAGUGUACGUGCCGUCCACUGGCGCCAUGUACAUCUUUGGAGGAUUUGAUCUGAAUAAAGCUCUCGGGGACCUGGUGAAAUACAACUUCACAAACAACAAGUGGGAGAGAAGGUCGCAUGCAUACUGUCCAGCGGCUCGUCACUCUCACACAGCUGUGGAAUGGCAGGGGAACAUGGUCAUCUUUGGGGGAGAGCUCACCAACGGUUCCCUGGCCAGCGACGUCUGGAUGUAUCGCCCCCUGGAGGACGACUGGCAGCAGCUCGGCCAGUGGGACUCGCCGGGAGCUCCAAAACUGGCCAAUCACGCAGCGGCCGUUGUGGAUAACUACGUAUAUGUCUUUGGGGGACGGACAGAAGAGGACAUGUUCUCCUCGUCGCUGAGUCGCUUCAACUUGAGCGGUCGCGUGUGGGAGACGGUCCGGCCCUCGGGGGGGAAGCCGCCCGCUACGGCGGGACACUCCAUGGUCUUUCACGCCCCGUCCCGAAUGCUGCUGGUCUACGGGGGGCACCGCCCCACCACCGCCAGGUUCAGCGUGCGCGUGAACGCCACCGACGCGUUCCACGUGGACCGCCGCUUCUGGACCUCCUUCCGGUCCCGGUUCCCAACCAGCGGGCCCAGAGAACGGGCCUUCCACUCGGCCACCAUCAUCGGGAACUACAUGGUGGUGUACGGUGGGAAUGUUCACAUCCACUACCAGGAGGAGAAGUGUUACGAUGAAGAGAUCUUCUUCUAUCACCUGGGCUGUCACCAGUGGGUCUCUGCAGGGGAGAGUCUUUUACACAGAGGCGAAACCGUGAGAGGACGCUAUUCCCACGUUGCCGCUGCGAUGGAGGGGCGCGUGCUGCUUGUUGCCGGGGGUUACAGUGGCGUUGCCCGUGGAGACCUGGUUGCUUACAAGGUCCCGCUGUUUGUCAGCAGCGACCCUGGAGACAGGGAUGCAGUGUGUGCAGAGGCUCCAGAUGAGAGCUGGUGUCUGAAGAACCCGGAGUGCAGCUGGUGUGAGGGGCGGUGCCGGGAAUACCAGCCGGCCAAUCCCUGCGGCAGCACCGGGUGUCUGGGCCUGGCCAGGUUCCUGUCGGACUGCCAGUCCUGUCUGGUGUUCAGCGGGGUGCCCCGCUCGCUCCCCCGAGCCCCCGGAGAUUUCGGCUGGUGCGUGCAGAACGAGUCCUGCCUGCCCGUGUCAGAGCAGAGUGCCUGCCGUGUGGACCAGAUCUCAGGGGCGUACGGCUGGUGGGGGGAGCGCACCCGAUUCCUCACCUCCCUCCACUCCUGUCGCACUGAGAACUAUGUCCCGGGACUGCACCUGCUCACCUACCAGUACCCCCGCAACGUGUCCCAGCCCGACAAGGUCUCCAUCUUGCGUAGCACCUCCAUCACGCUGAGUCCCUCCACAGAGACCAACGUCACGCUGCAGUUCCGGGGGUUCAUCCACCCCCUGUGGGGCGGGCCUCCCCCCGCGCCCCCUCCCCAGGAGACCGUCUCCAUGUGGGCCCGGAUACAGAGGCUGCACUUCAUCGCCCGCAUGGCAACGGCGCCCAACUCUCUGCAGCUGUCGGUGGUGGGACACUGGGGGGCCCAGCAGGAGAAGACCAGCCGUCUGCUGGCCCGGCCGGGCGGGGGCAGGCUCUUCCAGAACCUGACCCGGGGGAACCGCUACCUGGUGCAGGCGGAGGGCUACCUCAACAACUCCGAAUCGGGGCACACCUGCGAGAUGGCCCUCACCUGGAACAGGACGUCCAUACCUGGGGGAAGCGAGAUCUCCUUCCUGUUCCUGGAGCCCUACCGAUCGGGGUCGUGCUCAGAGUACCGCUCCUGCCUGGCCUGCCUGUCGGACCAGUCCUGCGGCUGGUGCCCGCCCCAGAACCGCUGCCUGGCCCGCGGGAACCCCGCGCUGGAGCCCUGCCUGGAGGCCCACGGCACGGAGGAGCGCCACCUGCUGCUGGCCCCCCAGCACUGCACCCUGUGUGAGGACUACAGGGACUGUGCUGCCUGCGCUCAGGACCCGUAUUGUCAGUGGCAGAUUAGCUCCAGCAAGAAGGGGGAUUACCAGUGCAGUCGUCGCGGGAGACCGGGGGUGUCCAUCCGCAGCCCUGAGGGCUGUCCCAAAGUCUGCAACCAGAGGACGACGUGCUCGGAGUGUCUGUCCAACUCCAGCCAGUGCGCGUGGUGCGAGUCCGCCCAGGCCUGCUUCUACUUCGCCGCCUACCUCACCAAGUACCCUUACGGGGAGUGCCGGGACUGGUACGACAGUGUUCACUCGGUGCCGCAGUGUAAGCAGUGUUCAGCGCUGUCCUCGUGCUCAGACUGCCUGCAGACCUUCCAGUGCGGCUGGUGCGGGGACUACAGCAACCCCACCAUCGGCAGGUGUCAGCGAGGGGACUGGGCGGGGCUCAGAGACUCCGCCUUCCCUAACUGCAGCAUGGCCGUGGCAGAAGCGCGCGCCUCCAGCCCCGAGCCGCAGACCCUGUCCCCGCCACGGGUGACGGAGAUGGACAUGGAGGUGGAGCACGUGGAGGGCGUGGUGGAGGGAGAGAAGGAGGCGGUGUGGUCCUACCCCUCCUGCCCGGACGUGGAGGAGUGCGUGCUGGGCCUCCACAGCUGCCACCCUUUCGCCUCCUGCGUGAACACGCCCACGUCGUACGAGUGCCACUGCGAGCGCGGCUACACCGGCGACGGCGUGCUGCACUGCAACCAGACGUGUUAUAACGAGUGCCGCGAGGGCCAGUGCAGCGGCAGCCCCCGGUUCGAGUGCGAGUGCGCGCUGGGCUGGACCUCGGACCCCUCCACCAUGGUGCUGAGCGGGGUGGAGUGCGACGUGGACUGCGGCUGCAACUUCCACAGCACCUGCGUCACGGCCCCGGGGCUGUGCGACCGCUGCCAAGACUGGACGACGGGGCCGCACUGCGAGCAGUGUCGGCCGGGUAGUUUCGGCACGGCGGUGGCGGGGGGCGGGGGCUGCCUGCCCUGCCAGUGCAACGGGCACGGCGACCCCCUGAAGGGGUACUGCCACAACCAGACCGGCCUCUGCUACUGCACACACCACACACAGGGCCCGCACUGCGACACCUGCCUCCCCGGGUACUACGGCGACCCCAGGAACAACGGCACCUGCUUCCGGCAGUGCCAGGGGCGCUCUGUCCUCCUGUCCUCGCCCGGGUCCGCGCCCCUGCCCCUCUCCUCUUCGCUGGGGUGGCGGGGGGGCGCGGGGGGGCAGGGCGGCCUGUCCCACUGCCUGUGGGUCCUGUCCGUGUCCGAAGAGCUGCAGACCUGUUCCCCCGAGCAGCUGUGCCCACCCGUGGCUCUGACCCUGCACCCGGACUCCUACACCGAGUGCACUAGCUCCUACGUCUACGUGUUCGACGGCCUGCCUCGUUUCCUUGGCAACGGCGUCGUGCACUCAGACCACAACCUGAUUGGCGCGUUCUGUGGGACCACUCGGACCCAGCCAGUUACCGUGGAAGCCACAUCAGGGGUGAUAUCGGUGUACUUCGAGGCCAACGUCUCCUCUGGAAUGCCCCAGGGCUUCAAUGCCUCUUUCUGGGUGCGUCGCUGCCAGGAGGGGGCAGAAGAGGACGAGGAUGGGGCGUCCCCCUGCCAGGGCAGGGCACAGUGCCAGGGGGGGCUCUGCCAGUGUCCCCAGGGCUUCGGAGGGCCAAACUGCGACAGAGUGCUGUGUCCGGGGGAGUGUGGGGCCCCACAGGGCCGAGGCACGUGUGACAUGGCUCUUGGUGUGUGUGGGUGCUCGGAUGGCUGGGCUGGCUCAGACUGCUCGUCUGCUGUGGACUCCAGCAGCCUGGUGUGGGAAACUCUGCUGGACACCCAGCUCACCAUGAACCAGGCUCACAGGUUCCUCCACAGGAUGGGGCACUCUCUGGUUUCGGGCCCCCUGGAUACUCUCUGGAUGUAUGGGGGCCUGUCUCUCUCCGAGGGCAUUCUGGGAAAUGUGUACAGGUACUCCGUGUCGGAGAAACGCUGGACUCAGAUGCUGACCAGCUCGGUGGAUGAAGGCUCCGCCCCCAGCCCCCGCUACCAUCACGCCUCCGCGCUCCUGGCCAAUCACGACCCACAUUCGGGAUCCCAGGGAGCCUCCCACAACAUCAUGCUGGUGGUGGGCGGGGUCACCCAGAAGGGCGUCGCCAUGGACACCUGGAGCCUCAAUCUGAGCAGCCUGGUGUGGAAAGAGUACAACAGCUCAGUGCUGCCCCCGGUGGCGGGACACACCCUCACCGUGCGCCGUGGCGCCUCUGUGCUCCUGAUCGGAGGCUACUCGCCAGAGAACGGCUUCAACCACCACCUUCUGGAGUUCAGCCUGGAGACCGGCAACUGGACCGUGGCCCCACACACUGGGACGCCCCCUACAGGCCUGUACGGGCACUCGGCGGUGUACCACGAGCAGACGGACGCGGUGUACGUGUUCGGAGGCUACCGUUUCCACGUGGAGACCGUGGAGCCAUCGGGGGAGCUCUACGGUCUGUACUACCCCAACCUGACCUGGUCCCUGCUGGUCCCCUCCCAGGGCAAUAAGCCACUGUCUCGUUUCUUCCAUGCGGCUGCCUUGCUGAGGGACACCAUGGUGAUCGUGGGGGGCAGGACUGGGGAGGAGGACUACAGCAACACGGUGUCUCUGUAUCAGAUCAACUGCAACACCUGGAUACAGCCAGCCUCUGCAGUGGGGGAGCCUGUCAACAGAUCGGUGUCCCUGGCCAUGGCGGGCUGGGGGGGGCGCCUCUUCCUGACGGGCGGCUUUAACGGGGUGACGCUGGGGCGCCUGCUCACCCUGCGCCUGCCCCCCGACCCCUGCGCGCUGCUGCCCACCCCCGAGGCCUGCAACGGCACCACAGGCAGCUGCGUCUGGUGCCGGGGCGCCUGCGCCUCCUCGGACACGGCUGAGAGGCUGGGCUGUGCUACCAGCCAGUCGCCCUGCUCGCCCACGCCCCGCCUUUCGGACCAGUGCCGCAGACUCAAGACCUGCAGCGAAUGCCUUGCCAGGCACCCCAAGACCCUGUCCAACCCCGCCCAGCCAGGGCUGCUGUGUAAAUGGUGCACUAACUGCCCGGAGGGAGCCUGCAUCAACAGCUCCGUCAGCUGCACGUCGGAGCACGACUGCCGCAUCAACCAGCGCGAGAUCUUCCUCUCCAGCAACUGCACCGAGACCAGCUGCGAGGCGUCCGACUGCCCCAAGUGCACCGCCUCGGGCAAGUGCAUGUGGACGCGCCAGUUCAAACGCACCGGCGAGACCCGACGCAUCCUCAGCGUCAACCCCACCUACGACUGGACGUGCUUCAGCUACGCCCUGCUCAACGUGUCCCCCAUGCAGGUGGAGUCGUCCCCCCCGCUGCCCUGCCCCCCUCCCUGCCACCACCUCAGCACCUGCAGCCUGUGCCUGGGCUCCCGUGGCUCCGACGGGGGCUGGCAGCACUGUGUGUGGAGCGUGGCUCUGCAGCAGUGUGUGAGCCCUUCCUUCGUGCCUCUGCGCUGUGAGGCGGGGCAGUGCGGGAGGCUGCUCUCGGGGGGGGACUCCUGCUCCCCGCAGUGCUCCCAGCUGACGCAGUGCUCCCAGUGCAUCGCCCGGCCGCAGUGCGGGUGGUGCGCCGCGCGGGGGGGCAACGGCGCCGGCCGCUGCCUGCAGGGAGGCCUGGACGGCGUGAGCGAGGGAGUGUGCCCUCUUUGGAACAGCAGCUGGUCUUUCCUGCACUGCCCAGAGGAGGACGAGUGUGCCAACGGGCACCACAACUGCAACAGCACCCAGGACUGCCACGACCAGGCCCAGGGGUACCACUGCACCUGCAGACAGGGCUAUGUGCUCAGCAGCGCGUCGGGCCAGUGCGAGCCGGUGUGCCCGCAGGGCUGUGUGAACGGGACGUGCGUGUCCCCGGGGGCGUGCCAGUGCCACUUCGGCUUCGUGGGGGAGAACUGCUCCUCCCAGUGCCGAUGCAACAAGCACAGCAACUGCGCCGGGGUGUCCAAGCCCGACGUCUGCCUGGAGUGCCACAACAACACCAUGGGCCUGCACUGUGAGAAGUGUAAGCCCCUGUUCGUGGGCUCGGCGGUGGGCGGGGGCACGUGCCGCCCCUGCCGGGAGUUCUGCCUGGGCAACAGCGUGGUGUGCCUGUCUGGGGACGAGUACGAGAGGCACAAGGAGCACCCCAACGACUACCCCCUGGACCCUGACAAAAUGGUGCAGUGGGUGAGCGAGGGCCCCACGGAGGACAACGCGGUGUGCGUGAGCUGCCAGAACAACAGCGUGGGAGACAAGUGCGACAGCUGCCUGAGCGGCUACUUCCUCCUGCAGGGGAAGUGCGAGAAGUGUCAGUGUAACGGGCACGCGGACACUUGCGACGUGCGCGACGGCACGGGCUGCCCUUGCCAGAACAACACGGAGACCUCGUCCUGCCUGAUCGGGCCCCAGAACGACCGGAAGGACUGUUACAGGCAACAGUGCGCCAAGUGCAAGGACGCCUUCAACGGCACGCCGAUCAACGGGCGGCAGUGCUACCGGCAGUUCAACGUGGACACGGAGUGCUGCUUCGACCCCACGUCCCAGACCAACUGCUUCCACGAGCCCAACAUCCGCAACCUGCCGCGGGGGCGCACCGUCUUCUUCGCCGCGCAGCCCAAGUUCACCAACGUGGACAUCCGCGUCACCAUCGACGUCACCUUCGGCGAGGUGGCGGUGUACGUGUCCAGCUCGCACGAAACCUUCACCGUGGAGGUGGACCGCGGCACGGGGGUGCACACCGUCCGCAUCGAGGAGGACGGGGCCCGCGGGGGCGGCGACCGGGAGGCGGCGGCGGCGGCCGCCCCGCCCUCGCCCAUGAAGGCGUCGGCCAACUCGUCGGGCCCCCCGCCGCCCCUCCUGUCCCUGCUGCAGCUCCAGGGCCGGCCGCAGGGCGCCGAGCGGGAGGUGCGGGAGGAGCGGGCCGAGGGCCUCAUCACCUACAUCACCGUGUGGAAGCCGCAGACCGUGCUGCUGGUGCGCGGCGUCCGCGACCGCGUGGUCAUCACCUUCCCCCACGAGGUGCACUCCCUCAAGUCCAGCCGCUUCUACAUCGCCCUGCUGGGCGUGGGCACCGACGCCGACGAGGGCCAGUCGCAGGGCCUGCUCUUCCUGCGCCAGGACCAGGCGCACAUCGACCUCUUCGUCUUCUUCUCCGUCUUCUUCUCCUGCUUCUUCCUCUUCCUGUCGGUCUGCGUCCUGCUCUGGAAGGUGAAGCAGUUCCUGGACUUCCGGCGCGAGCAGCGCCGCCACAUCCAGGAGAUGACCAAGAUGGCGUCCCGGCCGUUCGCCAAGCUGACCGUGUACCUGGAGCCCGAGGAGCCCCAGCUGAUCUACCUGCACUCCACGGGGGGCGGCGUCGGGGGCAGUGCCGUCUCCCUGUCCCACGCCCGGCCGGGCAAGCUGGGGGGCGUCAUGGUGGGCCCCCGGGGGAGGCUGGGGGCCUCGUCCUACAAGCACGACCCCGGCUCGGGCCCCACCGCCCACCACCACCACCACCUGUCCCUGGGCGGGGGCAACGGCGGGCAGCACCUGCCCAUACACUACCUGAACACCCACUACACCCCCACCUCCGUCAGCGCCCCCGCCUCGCACCACCACCACCACCCGCCCUCGCACAGCGGCUACCAGCACUUCUGCCGCUCCGACCCCUUCCUGUCCCAGCUCAUGGGCUUCUCCUACUCCUCCUUCAAGGUGGGGCCCAUCACCCUGGAGCCCACCGACGACGGCAUGGCGGGCGUGGCCACCGUGCUCAUCCAGCUGCCGGGCGGGAUCCUGGCGCCCAACCGCGCCUGCCUGGGCUCGGCGCUGGUCACCCUGCGGCAGAACCUGCAGGAGUACUGCGGCCACGGGGGCGGGGGGGGCCACCCGGGGGCCGGCGGGGGCCGCAAGGGGCUCCUGGGCCACCAGCACCUCACCACCAUGGCCAUGUGAGGGGGCCUGAGGGCGGGAGGGCUGUGGGCAGGCCUGUACAUACACUGUGUAAAUAAGUGUCUCUCUUACUCGUCCGUCUGUUGCCAUUUAAUGCCGCACACGCGCCCUGGCCGCCAAUCCGCAGUAGGCUUUCCGCUCGGCAACACUGCAUCCUGCCUGCGGCCAAUGGAGAGACAGAGCCGCCGCUUGACAACCUGUCAGAAAGCUUUGUCUCGGUCGGUUAGGAUUAGGAUGGAACAAUGAGAGUACAGUCGGUGAAGUUCGAGGAGCCAGCGACUCGCUUCGUGUGUACAUGUGACAAUCACGUUCACCACAGAAACCACGAGGCGCAACUUGAAUGCGCAACUAAUGUGAUUGUUCUUCAAGAAAGCAAGAAAAGGGAAGUUCCAUUUAAAUGUUUGACAGGUGCUUUAGAAAUUGCGAACACUCACUCAAUGGUAGAAUUUAGAUUCAAUAUGGCUCAUAAACAGCUGUCGCAAACAAAAAAAUGCCCGUGUGUUCAUUUUGAGCCAUUAGCGAUAUAGAAUCUGGACUAUUCUGCGGACGUUGUGUGGGUUUACUCUCUCUCAUUAUUAAUACUUAUGACCCAGCACCCGAAGAAUUUUUUCUUUUGCCGUUUUGAUUUUGAAUUAAGCACAUCUAAACCCCCUUUCAUACACGGCUUAAAUUUUCACCUUUGAUAGUGAUAGUAAAUAGUAAAAGAGUAACAGUUGCAAAUUUUAUUACAAUGCUUUUAUGCAACGGGAAUAGAUUUAACUGUGUAGCUUUUUGUGUAAAGCAUUUAAAAGCAUCAGCCUUCUCUCGCCCCUUACACAUUGUUCCUUUCUGGCAAUGUGGAAUUUGCCUCUGCUUGUAAUGGCCUUUUGAAAUAUCCAAGCCUUUUUUGUUGUUUGUUAUUAAACUAAGCUGUUUGUACGGUCAAAUGUGUUACGUUUUCUCGGCCAGUUGUACAGAACCUCUUCAUAAAUGUGUAUCAUCACUUAACUGUAACUACAAUGCUUGUUUUACUGUGGUCGUGGUAAUAUGCUGUACUGUAGAAUGCAUUCGUAUGCUGAGCUGAACUCGUCCUCGCCUCAAAGCGAGUUUAUUCUCCCGCUCAUGGAUGGAGGUGGUAUGUGGCCGUGUAGCCUGCGUCUGUCACCAGAAAACAAAGCUUUUAUUGCGAAUGAAGGAACUGUCCAGGCCUGUUUUAGCGUCCACACUCUUCUCGGUUGACGAUAUGAAAGAGGAUUUUUCAUAGUUUUAUUUGUUCCAAGAAUGAAGGAUAUUCCAGAUAAUAGUUAUCUUUUUUAACGCGAGUUGUUCGUUUUCCUGAAAUCCGACAGACGACAUCUGUAUUUUAUUGUUUUCCUGUGCUCUUUGGGUGACUGUGUCAGCCUGUGUGAGCUUGUGUACUUUAGCGCUUUUGCAGGGAUUAUAAUGGGCCUCCCCCCCCCUCCGUGUUAACAGGAAGGGCUGUGUGUGUCAGAUUAAUGAAAGCGAGAGGUUUGAUUUAUUUAAAAUGGAGAACAUUGAGCACUACUACACUGAAUCCUCCUGGUGAGAGAGCGCUUUAGAAAAAUUGGAUAAAUUAUGUGAAAACCAAAUUAAACCCUACGAGUCCUCGUCUCUGCGAGGACAUUAUCAGUAUUUUCUGUUUUAAGUUUUUUUUUUUCCUGUUUUGUUGGGUUUUUUGCGUGUUAUUGUAAAUUUACUGUACAGCAUGGAAUAUAUAUUUUGUAUGACGAUAGUGCUGAAGGAGACUGUUACAGUCAGGAACAUAUCUAAGCUCGGAGUAGAACCACCUCACCUGUUUAACAUCUCUUCCUAAGUUUACCUGCACAGGUUAACUUGCCACUCCAGUGAAUUCCAUUAGCAUGCUAAAUUUGACCUGUUACAUAUCAAACUCUACUUAAUUGGGGCUUAUGAUCAUUUUCACUCAAAAAAAAAAAAAAACUGGAUAUUAAUAAUUGAAGUGAAUUACAAAAAAAAAUAGUUUCAACUUGGUGGCAACGGACAUUGUUUUCGGUGGAGGAGGUCGUGUGGUAAUUUUGUCAUUUGAAAUGGCCCCCUUAGGUGAGAUGUUUGCGGUGAGCGAUUCCGAUCGUGGAAAUAGAACUUAACAGAGCUGUUAUGCUGAGCGAAGCGGUCCGUCAUAUUCAACCGAGUAGGUCACAUCAUUUCCAGUGCAUUUCGAACCUUUUGUUGAAAUGCCGAUAUGAUUUCGCAAGCCUGAUGCUGUUCUAAACGUUCAAUGCUUAUUUCCAGUGUCUUUUGGAUUUUUAUAUAUUUUUUUUUGCAAGGUGAGCUUGGAUCGUUGUAGUGAUUCUGCGUCUGUGGGUCACGCUCCAGUGCAGUAAGUGUCUCAGACAUUUCCUCUGCCGCCAGUGGCUUUGCCCUUACUCUCGUGUCUUUGUGUUUUGUGCUUUAUUUUAAAAUUUCUGUUCCAAACUGAAACGUGCGCAAGGCGAAAACACUUUUUACAUUCUAUUUUUAUUCUUUUUUUUUUGUUUGUUUGUUUUUUUAAAUAAAAAGAAGUGAUCUCUGUUGUACGUGAGAUAGUUGUUGUACACCCUGUCCUGGUUCGGAGUUUGCCGCAAUGUGAAAAACAUGAGAAAGAUAAUGAAUUGUUUGUGCUACUACAUUUGAACUACAUUCUGUAUGUUUGUGUGUUUUUUCCUCUAUUAAAAGAUACUAAAUUGGC
Molecule: messenger RNA, 12167 nt
Organism: Anguilla rostrata (American eel)
Lineage: Eukaryota; Metazoa; Chordata; Actinopteri; Anguilliformes; Anguillidae
Gene: megf8
Product: multiple EGF-like-domains 8
Exons: 44
Coding region: 869-9484 (2871 amino acids)
Molecular function (GO): calcium ion binding; protein binding
Source: RefSeq, a predicted model, not a curated record